Molecule: messenger RNA, 1397 nt
Organism: Ectocarpus sp. CCAP 1310/34
Lineage: Eukaryota; Phaeophyceae; Ectocarpales; Ectocarpaceae
Source: the annotation of a GenBank genome assembly
UUGGUCCUAGCGGUAGUAUGCGCCAAUCGUGAACUACGCCCUGGCGACUUCUGCGAGGUGUGUCUGACCUUCCAUCCAUGCCUAACAGGUACAUUCGGCUGAAGGAACAAACUCCGCGGUGCCAUAUUUGCCAGGAAACAAUUGGCGGGGUUGAGCGACUCAAGGCCCACUACCUGUCCCACGAGACGAUCGCACGCGUGUACGGCCCUUCUCGGCAGCGCAACGCCAGCCAGGUUGAUCAUCGCUCGAUCCCAGAAUCCCCCCUGCAUGAACAACGCCAUCUCGGGCGCGCGGACCCGAGGAGCCAACAAGGGUCAUGGAGGCGGGGUCAUUGCGCGCCGCAAACCCGGGUUGAAGGCGCGCAGUAUCAGAGCACACGCAACAAUGAGUUUCCUCAAGGACCGGGUCGGGCCAACCGACCAAGGUGGGCCGGGCAGGGUGGGUGCAGCUCGACGCGAAACCGUGGAGAGAGGGAUUGGGGGAACGCAAGGAGGAGAGUGCACCAAGAUCCGACGGGCGAGCGGCGCGGACCCGGAGAAGGAGAGGCACGAGAGAUUGGGUCCUGGAGGGACAAGCGAGGCCAAGGAUGCCAGUGGCGGCAGGAAGGAAACGAGCCAUCCGGAGGAGCACGAGGAGGAGGAGAGAGAGCAGAAACACGGAGAUACACACCAACCUGGGGAACGGCCGGAGACGGAACGAGGGAAGGUGGCGGAGGCGGGGCCACGCGAAAGGCCGAAGGCCUGGGAAAAUUCGGUGUUCGGCCGGUACAAGACCCCCGGCGAAUCCCGCUGACUCACCGCGGCCUCCGGCAUCCGAGGUCACCUCCAUCCACGAACCUCGAUAAGACCGGUACCACGUGCCACAGUCACGGCGUCCCAGCUGGAAUGGCCGCCGGCGCACGGAACGCUGACGCUAUCGAAUUUCCCCUCUACAAGGACCAGGCCCCGCAACCGGUGUCGAGGAUGCCUUGGCUCAAGCAGCACAUGUUGGACGGACCUCUUCGGGGCUUCCUAGAGCAGUACUACAAUAACGACGACGACGAAGAGGGCCACGAGUGGACGGGCGCCAAGAUCCUUUCGAACAGACACCUGCACAGUUGGAAGGCGGCCCUUUUUUUGUUCCUGAUGUACCACACGAACGAACAAAUCCAGGGCGAGGUGUUCUACAUGGAUGAGAACAUGAUGGUCACGUACGACGGCUUCCCGAAAGGGAAGUUCCAUCUCCUGGUGGUCCCAAGAGAGACGUUUCUCAACGUGACGGGGCCGAGCGCCCUCCGCAAGGAACACCUUCCGAAGUUGCGCCGCCUUCACGCUAUGGGAGCUGCGCUGGCGAAGGCCUUGUCCCUUCAGGUGGAAGUCAGGGAAUUGUCGCACCCUUCUGCAAACGUGAUCAGGUGA